Rhopilema esculentum is the source of this 2995-nucleotide messenger RNA. RefSeq names its product succinate-semialdehyde dehydrogenase, mitochondrial. Gene Ontology annotation, molecular function: succinate-semialdehyde dehydrogenase (NAD+) activity. Gene Ontology annotation, biological process: GABA catabolic process. NCBI's taxonomy places the organism in Eukaryota, Metazoa, Cnidaria, Scyphozoa, Rhizostomeae, Rhizostomatidae. The record is from RefSeq and is a predicted model, not a curated record.
GCUAGAUGAUUAGUAAAAUGUUGCCCAGUCCACACGUAAAUAGACACUCUUGAAUCCGCAAAUUUUCUUUGAAGAUGGGGCUUCCUGUUCGCACGAAUUCAAUCAAAAUCUCCGCGUUUCUCGAAUUCGCUCUCCGGAAUAGAAAUUUUUAAAUACACUAUGAAUUCGACGUGUUGAUGCUCGGAUCCGGACGUGUUUUACGGUUUGACGAGACACUGCUUGAUUGUGCAUGUCCUGACAAAAAUAUUAACGGAAGACCUGUGAAAACUACAGUGAAUCCGAAGGUGUGGGGAUGGCCGGAUUCGAUUUGAAUACGCUAGGUGUGGACCCAAAAGUUUUUGAACCCCUUAGAGAAUAGUUUGAGAAAUAUCCGCAUAAGUGUGAAUUGGAUCUCAGUUAAUUGAUUUUAUAUCAGUAACUGACUCACAACAGAAGCCUGCAGUCUGCAAAAAGUUUGGUGACCCACUCUAGUCACGUGAUCUUGGAGAAGAAAUAGUUCACGAUCGUAUACGCCUAUUUUAUUACGUGCUGAACUCCAAUCGAAGAAGUCGCGGACUGAGCUGCUGUUUCACAUGUUUCUGCCCGGCACUCUCAAAGAAAGACAGGUAAAAAGUAUCCAGGAAAAAAUGAGCAAGUCACUGAAAGCAGUAUCACCUAUUCUGAGCUGCAGCAAGCUACUAAGAUCUGAUCCGUUUAUCAAUGGGACCUGGGUGAAAUGCAAGAAGACAUUUCCAGUGUAUUCUCCAUCGACUGGUGAGCAUCUUAUUGAUGUUGGCGAUGUUGAAGAAGAACAUGUCCAGCUUGCAAUCGACGCAGCAGCUAAUUCUUUAAAGGACUGGAGCAUGCUAAGUGGAAAAGAGCGUGGAGCUCUCUUGAUAACGUUUUAUGAAAAUGUUAUGAUUCACAAAGAGCCAUUGGCACAGAUCAUGUCAGCAGAAUGUGGACGACCAAUAAAGAAGACAAGACUGGAGGUUGAUUAUGGUGCUUCAUUUUUACAGUGGUUUGCUGAAGAAUCCAAGCGAAUAUAUGGUGAUAUGAUUCCUGCUCCAAGCAACAGUAGCAGAAGAUUUGUAUUGAAAAGGCCAGUUGGUGUCGUAGGGCUUAUUACUCCAUGGAACUUUCCAUUGGCAAUGAUUACCAGAAAACUAGGAGCUGCCAUGGCUGCUGGUUGUACUUCAGUUAUCAAACCAUCAGAGGAAACUCCAUUAACAGCCUUAGCUUUGGCUGCCAUUGCAGAGGAAAGUGGCAUUCCAGCUGGUGUUAUCAAUGUACUUACGUGUUCAAGCGAAAGCACUCCAAUGGUAGGAGACCUACUUUGUGACAGUCAGAUAGUGCGUAAGAUUUCCUUUACUGGCUCUACAGCAACUGGUAAGCUCCUUCUUAAGAAGUCAGCUUCCAGUGUCAAAAGAAUGUCACUGGAACUUGGUGGAAAUGCCCCUUUCAUUGUAUUCAACUCUGCAGAUAUCGAUCUGGUUGUCAGGGCAGCACUCUCUGCCAAAUUUAGGGCCAAUGGCCAAACAUGUAUUGCUGCUACACGGUUCCUUAUCCAGGAUGGGGUUCACCAAAACUUCAUUCAAGAAAUGACAAAAGCUGUGAAAAGCCUUGUUGUGGGUGAUCCAUUUGAUCAAGGUACAGAUGUCAGCUCACUAAUAAAUGAAAAAGGUAUGAAAAAGGUGGAGACUCAUGUCCAGGAUGCAAUCAGUAAAGGGGCGCUGCCGCUUGUUGGCUGUGAACGACAUCGUCUAGGCCCAAACUUUUACAAACCCAGUAUUAUUGAUGGCUGUGAUGAGACAAUGCUUGUCAUGAAAGAAGAAACUUUUGGGCCAGUUAUAUCUGUGAUGAAGUUUCAUUCUGAAGAAGAUGCUAUCCGCAUUGCAAACAAUUCAAAAUAUGGUUUGGCAGGAUAUGUUUUUUCACAAGACAUUGCGCAAAUUGUCAGAUUGUCUGAAAACAUUGAAGUAGGAAUGUUGGGUGUAAACGAUGGUGCUAUUUCAAGUGAAAUGAUUCCAUUUGGUGGAAUCAAGGAGUCAGGCAUUGGCCGGGAAGGAUCAAAGUAUGGUAUAGAUGAAUACCUCGACUUAAAAUUUGUCUCUCUUGGAGGACUGAAGUCAUCUCUCUAGAGCCAGGGAUAGGCAGAGAAGGACUGAAGUAUGGGUUGAUGACAAUUUUGAGUAUAAGUUCACGUCUCUAAGGAGGCUGAAUUAGCCUGUCUGAAAUUAUAUUUCAUCCGUCUUUGUAGUAUUUUCACACCCACCAUUUAUACGUCCUUACUUCAGUACUCAAAUUUAUAUUUUUCAUUAAAGGACAAUCUUAAUGUUUAUCAAUUUAUCUAAUUAUUUGAAUUAGCAUAUUUAGUUAAAGUUCAUCCCUCUCGGGAAAAGUAUAGCAUAAAGCAAAAUUGUACACUUUACUUCUCUCGCCCUCAAGUCAAUAAUUGGAGAAUUAAUUGAGGGGGGGGGGGUGUUUUUAACUUUUUACAUUCUACAUCUAUAAUCUUACUAAAACCAUUUUAUCUUUGAUAGGUUUUGUAGAAAUUUCUUUUUAAAAUUAACGACUUAUUGUUUAAUGCAUUCGGAAAUUUGUUUUCCCAUAAGAUUUUUAAUGUUUUAUAUGAUUGUUAAGAUACGAAUGGAUUGGAUACAUGGGGGUCGACCUUUAAUUUUUGCCGGGGAUGGCUCAAACUUUGAAAAAAAUAUUGUUUCAAAAAGGGUUAGUAUAAAUGCUUUAUUUCCACCUUUGCUGCGUAGUCGGCACCUAUGCAUGGUUUUCGAGUAUAACGUCUUUGGAAUUGUUAAGAAUCUUUUUUAAGUUAGACAUUUAGAGACUUCUUUUGGUCUAGUUUAGACAGUAGAAUUGCUACUUAUCGCUACUUAUCCAAUUUUAAGCAUUGUCAAGUUAAAGAACUUUUGAGACAAAGAUUUGUUUCUUUAUCUCUUGUAUAUCUGGACUGGACUAUAUAUCUGGAGGAUCAAAGCUGCCGAGAGGGGAGCAAGGG